CCAAGUGCUCAGAGGAUGCUUUUUUGGCAUUUAAUGCGCGCAGUACCGGUUUUCGCCGUCUUACAUAUUUUCCAAGUGUUUUGCUUUUAUAGAACAUAUUUGACUCGAAUGUGGCAAAGCUUGAGUGAAAUAAACCUAUUAAUCGAUCAAAUAAACAUCUUUGACUAUCUGACGACUUGAACGUUUGCCAUCGAGGGCGCCAUGAGCUCGGGCAGCAUCUGCUACAAGUGCAACCAGCCGGGGCACUUCGCGCGCGAGUGCUCGCAGCCCGGGGGCCGCGAGGGCGGCCGCGGGGGCUUCAACCGCAGCCGCGAGAAGUGCCACAAGUGCAACAAGACGGGGCACUACGCGCGCGACUGCAAGGAGGACUCGGCGCGCUGCUACCGCUGCUACGGCGAGGGCCACUUCGCCAAGGACUGCCUGCAGAGCCCCGACAUGCCGUCCUGCUACAACUGCAGGAAGCCGGGGCACAUCGCGCGCAGCUGCCCCGAGGGCGGCGGCGUCGCCAACGAGACGUGCCACAACUGCCAGCGGCCGGGGCACAUCUCCAGGAACUGCCCCGAGAACACGAAAAUCUGCUACUUGUGCCACAAGCCGGGCCAUCUGAAGCGGGACUGUCAGGAGAACGAUUACAGGAAGUAGUGUAUGUUGAUAACGACGCUGUUUUUAUUUGUUGUAUUUUAUAUAUACGUUAUGAAAUUGUCUGUUUUCCUCAACUAUUGUUAUGAACCGAUGUUUCUUAUUUAUAUUUCAAACUGUUUUUUUCCUAUAGACUUAAGGAAAUUAUUAUUAUACUACAUUCAAUUUAGGUUCACUUGUAAUUGCAAACUAAACUAAAGGUUUUAUCGCUACUUUGGGUUCAUCUGUCAGUUCCUUCCCGAAAAAGACGAUGGCGUGCAAUCGACACGAAAAGAGGCUUUUGUAUUCUUUACUGUUUUUAGGUUUAUUUAUUUAUUUUUAUUUCAAUCGAAAAUUGUCUUGCGCAUGCAAGACGUUCCGAAAUUGUAAUUAUUUUGAUAACGUUUUACAUUUUAAAUAAAAUACUUCAAAGGGUAUUUGAGUUUAUUCACUCUUACUUAAAAAAAAAUAAAAAAAUACAGACAAAUAGACUUGAGGCAUAAAAUGGUGGAUAGGUGUGUUUAAUUAGGAAUUAUGUAAAUAAAACGUUUUUAAUGCUUA
Tribolium castaneum (red flour beetle) is the source of this 1179-nucleotide messenger RNA. It is a transcript of the gene CNBP, whose product is annotated as CCHC-type zinc finger nucleic acid binding protein. The transcript has 2 exons. Gene Ontology annotation, molecular function: zinc ion binding; nucleic acid binding. The record is from RefSeq and is a predicted model, not a curated record. Bases 202 to 642 code for a protein of 146 amino acids. Lineage: Eukaryota; Metazoa; Arthropoda; Insecta; Coleoptera; Tenebrionidae.